Arvicola amphibius (Eurasian water vole) is the source of this 858-nucleotide messenger RNA. It is a transcript of the gene Spaca9, whose product is annotated as sperm acrosome associated 9. The record is from RefSeq and is a predicted model, not a curated record. Gene Ontology annotation, cellular component: acrosomal vesicle; ciliary base; sperm flagellum. The coding region runs from base 1 to 858 and encodes 285 amino acids. NCBI's taxonomy places the organism in Eukaryota, Metazoa, Chordata, Mammalia, Rodentia, Cricetidae. The transcript is spliced from 4 exons.
AUGAAUGAGGUGAAGGAGAGUCUCCGCAGCAUCGAGCAGAAGUACAAGCUCUUCCAGCAGCAACAGUUCACCUUCAUCGCCGCUCUGGAGCACUGCCGGGAGAAUGCCCACGACAAAAUCCGGCCCAUCUCCAGCGUCGGACAGGUGCAGAGCUACAUGGAACACUACUGCAACAACUCUACGGACCGGAGAAUUCUGCUCAUGUUCCUGGACAUCUGCUCGGAGCUCAACAAGCUCUGCCAGCACUUCGAGGCGCUGCACUCCGGCACCCCUGUCACCAACAGCCUUCUCGAGAAAUGCAAAACCCUGGUUAGCCAAAGCAAUGACUUGAGCAGCCUCAGAGCAAAGUACCCACACGACGUAGUGAACCACUUGAGCUGUGAUGAGGCCAGGAACCACUACGGAGGUGUGGUCAGCCUCAUCCCUAUAGUCCUGGACUUAAUGAAAGAGUGGAUUGCUCAUUCGGAGAAGCUACCUCGCAAAGUGCUGCAGCACGUGAGUGAGGUCCUGGGUAGCCAGGGAGCCGCCGCAGCCACCACCAGACCUGCCCAGACCACGGUUACCCAACACUUGUUAGGAAAACUCAAGUAUAGGCAGCUUGCAAAAGAGAGCCUCAAAUCUAGGGGGAAAGACAAAGGCUUCCCGAAGCCUCCCUGGAGACCACCCGACAAAGCCCCCCCACCCCAGACAGCACCAGAGACCUCUGCAGCCAAGCUCAGUGCUUCCCUUCAGAGUGGGCUGCCUCUAGGAGGCUCAGGCCACACAGGGCCAGUCUGCAGGCUUCCAAGAGUGACUUCCUUGUCUGAGGAGAGACCUAUUCAGACAACCCCUGAGUUUUCCAGACAGCCAGCCUCCUGA